AUGACGGAUGUGAAGACGCAGAACGCAAUUUCGCUGAAAGGGUCCGCGACGCUCGUCAAAGAGUUUUUCCGUACGAAUUUUGUAUAAUUUUAUGCCAAAAACGCGUAAAAAUCAAUUGCAGACUAUGGCCUGAACAGUAUUCUGUAUCAGCGCGCGCUCUACCCGUCGGACAGCUUCAAGCGCGAGAAAAAGUACGGGCUGACGCUGUUUGUGACGCACGAGAAGAAGUUGCACGCGUUUAUGGAGCCGCUUUUGCAGCAGGUCGAGUGUAAGUGUGAUUGAGAUUUUUUCGAUUAAAAAUUGACUUAAAUAAAUUCUCUGCAGUCUGGCUGGCCAAAAGACAACUGAAACGGCUCGUCAUGGUCAUUUCGGAGGUGAAAACGAAGGAAGUCGUCGAGCGAUGGCAAUUUGAUAUUCACACCGAGGAUUUGGAGGAGGAGGGGUACGGAAAUCGCUUCUCGCAAAUUUCCCUGGAAAAGUCCCUCGUCCCUCAUUUUUCUCACCUUUUUGCUUUUGUUAAUCCGUUCCAACAACAAUCGUUCGGUUUCCGCGGGUGUCAAGUGCUCAUCUCGAGUGCGUGGGUGUCAUUGAACCGGAAAACGGACGGUAUUCCUCUGUGAUUACGCAACGGACAUUUGCAAAUGUCCCGUCGAGAGCUCGAAAGCUCUUGAACACCUGUUUGAGCGGAAAACGAGAGAAAACGCUCACAUUUUUCCAAUUUUUCGAUUAAAUAAAAUUCAAUAACUUUCAGCGAAAAUGCUCACCGCCAAAAGGACGAGAAGAAGAUUCGCCAGGAGAUGAGCGAUGUGCUCAGGUUUGUGCAUUUCUCAAAACUCAACUUUUACCCUCACAAAUGGCCCAUUUCCCAUCCUUCAUCCCUAAUUAUACGUAUUCUUUUCCGAAAAUUGUGUUUCUCCCCGAAAAAGGGGCACACAAAUACCGUAAUCCAAUUGAUUUGUGCGUCAGAUGGUUCGUUUCUUGGCGACAGACGUCUUUUAUUUGACUAAUUGGCGAAGAGAGCCCAAUUAUUUUCGUGUGUGUGCACUGUGCGUGUGGGUAUAAUAUCAUUCGAUCAAAGUUUGCGUUGCAAUCGAAAAAAUCGCUGAAAAUCAGUUCUUAAGCGAAAUUUCGUCACUUUCAGACAAAUCACUGCAUCGGUUUCGUUCCUGCCGCUGCUCGAGGAGCCCGUCUCGUUCGACGUGCUCAUCUACACGGGAAAAGAGACUCAGGCGCCGGAGGACUGGACCGAGAGCGGUGCCUGUCUCAUUCAGAACUCCGAGACGGUCGGUUUCGAUUUCUAAAUUUUGUUCCAAUCAAUUUUUUCAAUUUUUGCAGGUCCAACUGCGCUCCUUCUCGACGUCCGUCCAUUCGGUGAACACGAAUGUUCAGUACAAAGCGGACUUUUGA
Messenger RNA from Caenorhabditis sp. 36 PRJEB53466, 1407 nucleotides. Lineage: Eukaryota; Metazoa; Nematoda; Chromadorea; Rhabditida; Rhabditidae. The record is from the annotation of a GenBank genome assembly.